Messenger RNA from Haplochromis burtoni (Burton's mouthbrooder), 1880 nucleotides. RefSeq names its product ras-related protein Rab-3A-like. The transcript has 4 exons. The coding region runs from base 1 to 441 and encodes 146 amino acids. Gene Ontology annotation, cellular component: synaptic vesicle membrane; synaptic vesicle; plasma membrane. The record is from RefSeq and is a predicted model, not a curated record. Gene Ontology annotation, molecular function: GTP binding; GTPase activity. Lineage: Eukaryota; Metazoa; Chordata; Actinopteri; Cichliformes; Cichlidae. Gene Ontology annotation, biological process: regulation of synaptic vesicle fusion to presynaptic active zone membrane; regulation of exocytosis; protein localization to plasma membrane.
AUGAGGGACACUGCUGGGCAGGAGCGCUACAGGACAAUCACCACAGCCUACUACAGGGGUGCCAUGGGCUUCAUCCUCAUGUAUGACAUUACCAAUGAGGAAUCCUUCAACGCUGUGCAAGACUGGUCGACCCAGAUCAAGACAUACUCGUGGGACAACGCUCAGGUCCUGUUGGUGGGGAACAAGUGUGAUAUGGAAGAUGAGCGAGUGGUGGCUGCAGAGAGGGGCCGGCAGCUGUCAGAACAGCUGGGUUUUGAGUACUUUGAAGCAAGCGCUAAAGACAACAUUAACGUGAAGCAGACAUUCGAGCGGCUCGUGGACAUCAUCUGUGAGAGGAUGGCAGAGAGUCUGGAUAACAACGACCCCACCAUCACCGGAGCUAAACAGGGGCCACAGCUCAGCGAGCAGCCUCAGAGGUCCCAUCAGGAUUGUGCUUGUUGAACACAGCUACACACACGUCUGCUGUCAUGAGAUCCACACACCUUGUUGGGUUUUAUUUUUGAGUUUUGCUUUCUUUUUGUUUGUUUUCAUACCACACACAGAAACUGCCAUACAUAGAGACAGACGCAAGAUGGCUCUUCAGUUCUCCACCCCUCUCACUACACCACAACUACUGUCCACAUCAGCCAGUUCCCCCCAAAGAUGUGGUGUUCUUAAAGUUUUUGUUGUCAGUAGUACAGAAAUUAUGAGAUUAUGCAUAUUUGGUCAGAGGGGUAAAGAACAUUUAACAUGGUUACCAUCGUAAAAAGUCUUCAAUAGCUGCACACGCACUAUAACAGAACUGCAAAAGGCCAGUCAGGCUAAGACUACAUCAUUCCUUAUUUUUAAUGUGUCUGUGAUUGGGUUGAACUCUAAAAGGUUGUGAAGGAGCAGUAUUCUCCUCCAGCCUCCACUCCCAUUCAGCACCAAUGCCUCAGACCUAAAUAGAUACCAAUCAUUUGGCAAUUCCUCGACAUUUAUUUCCACUGAAAAUAUGUUUGUUGCUGUGUUGGUUGAUGGUUUUUUUUGUUUUUGAAUUGGUCAGGUGUGGUUUUGAGCAUGUGAAAUCAUCUUGUCAUAGUUGUGUUUUAGUUUGGUGUCCUUACAGGGUUGUUUGAGAGCUCGUUUCUCUCUUUAAUUUAGGGAAUUAGUGGAAAAAUAGCAAGUUGUGCAUAUCACUCAACCAAUCAAGACAUCUAUGCUCAUGGAGUCUAAAAAUGCACUGAUCCUGUUGUUUAGGGAGAUUUUAUACUAAAUCAGAUCAGAAUCAGAAAGACUUUAUUUAUCCCCAAUGUAGUUCAUAACAAAACAAAAGUCAACAGAAAAGGUAUGACUCAUUUACUUUGAUAACAUUUUGCAUCCAAGAUUAACAGGACGCUUAAUCUGGUUGAAAUUCGUACAUCACUUAAGAGAACCUGUGCAUUCCACCUUAAAGGAUGCAGGUAUAGGCAUUUCUGAAUUUGAUCAUAUGGUCAGGUAUAGCUGACUAAUGUAGAAGAUGCGCAUGCCACCAUAGGAACCGUGGUUGUACAACUUUAAAAAAGAAGCCCAUGACUUAAGCUAGUGUGCACAUGUGUCAACUUCUUACUGUUCUGUAAUAACUCUCGGCUGGCUUGUACUCAGCACCAUGACAGAGAAUCAGGAGCCUAUUGUUCUCCUACCAAGUCUUUACCACUUCACCAUUACAACACUGGAAACACCUGGGUGCAAACUUUUCAUAGGCGUACAGUGUGUCAGUUUUAGUUUUGUUAUGAAAUAUGUUAACUUUGAAAAUAAGUGGUAGUAAUAGAAGUGCAUUUCUUUAUUCUAUGAGUGUAGAUAUAUAAUUACUUUGAGGCCUGUCUCAGAAAUUUUAAACAAAUGUUUAUUAGCAGACUCGGAGAGUAUGUUAAUGCGGCGUU